AUGUAUAGUGCGCAAUUGGGCCCUUUGUUCGCAGGCCACAUAUCUCUGAACUUGGGCUGGCGAUGGCUUUUCAAGAUCGUCGCCAUUAUACUCGGAUUUAACCUCCUGACCACGAUAACAUUACUACCUGAGACGACUUUCAUCCAACAGGGUAGCGUGGACGCAACAGCAGCCUCCCUCGAUGCGCAGCUCAACGAAGCUAUUUCGGGUCGCAAUCAUAGCAGGGCCUUUGUACCGGCCUUACGAAAAGGAAUUCUCUAUCAGAAACACCCUCACGUCCGUGGUGGAGGUGUCAUGGUGUGGAUUAAAACGCUGGCACGACACUUACCAUUCCUCGUCGACCCCAUUGUAAUUUGCUCCGCCGGUCUUUGGGGUAUCGUUCAAAGCUGGGUCAUCGUUAUAUCCGUCUGUUCCUCGCAGCUUUUCGCUCCCCCACCAUUCCUCUUCACUCCAGCGCAACUGGGCAACUGGACAGGCACCAGUAUGGUCGGAAUCAUACUUGCGUUCCCCAUUGCCGGUCCACUCGUAGACAUCAUGUCGCGCAAGCUCUCAGAGAGAAAUGGCGGACAUAAGCCGGAAUAUCGCUUGUACAGCAUGAUCAUCCCGUUCAUGAUCUGCUCCCCUGGCUUACUGCUCUUCGUCUACACCUUCAUCAAGGGUUCGUACGUUGGCCCCGCAAUUGGCUUUGCGAUGCAAGCUGCUGGCCUCACCUUGGUACCUUCUGCGACUAUCUCGUACGUCAUCGACAGUCAUCCGUUCCACGCCCCUGAGGCAGUCGCAUCUAUAAAUCUGCUCACGCAUCUCAUAUCAUUUGCUCUUUCGAAGACAGCAAACGACUGGUUAUUGCGCGUUGGAGUGAAGCAGCUUUUCAUAGACAUGGCGGUGAUCGAGUGGGCGUUAUUCAUUGGGUUGACGCUUCCUCUCUUAUUUUUUGGACCCUGGCUUCGCAAGGCGUUUGCAAAGUAUCAUGAAAAAGUUGGUGGGAAGAAACUCUGGAAUUCGAGCGUUGAUCUGGUAGGACAUUAA
This is a messenger RNA of Didymosphaeria variabile, 1026 nucleotides long. RefSeq lists its product as uncharacterized. Lineage: Eukaryota; Fungi; Ascomycota; Dothideomycetes; Pleosporales; Didymosphaeriaceae. Gene Ontology annotation, molecular function: transmembrane transporter activity. The record is from RefSeq and is a predicted model, not a curated record. The transcript is spliced from 2 exons. Bases 1 to 1026 code for a protein of 341 amino acids. Gene Ontology annotation, biological process: transmembrane transport.